UUCUUUACUAGUCUUGUUGUAAGCGUCGUUUGAGUGAGUGCGUUGUUCGGUGACUGCAUCAAUAGGAUUGAAAUUCUGUUUGAAUUCGCAGUUCUUAUUGAACGCUUGGAUAAAAGUUGCAUUCUACUCACUGGAAAACGGUUUUAACAGUUUGUGAGAAGUAAAAAUAAAUCGAAAAUCAAAAAAAGCUGUGCUUUUAGUUGCGUAAAAACAAAGGUUAUAUCUGUGACGUCAUGCUUUGAAAUAUUUUUUUUCACUUCACUUAUUGCCCAAAGCAGUGACAAAACUUGGUGAAAUUAUUACACAAAUAAACAAAGUGUAUGUAUUCAGUUGAGUUGAUAAACAUUUCGGAAGAAAAAAUAGUUUUUCUAGUGAAAAUCUGUUCGAAACCAAGCCCGUGAAACUAACCUCAAACAGCAAACAUAAAUAUACUGUGGGUUGUGUUCGUCAGCAGAAUAAGAAAACGAGGCUGUGUGGCAUCAAAAUAUUUUUAUUUGUCCCAAGAACAAGCAAGGAAGGAUAUUGCAUAUAACUUAGUGAAGAACAAAAAAAAAAUGAGUGCCGAAGUUAUUAUACCAAUGGCUGGUGGUUCGGGUAUAAUAUCGCGUUAUCGCACAUCAGAAUAUUUUGGCAGAAGACCCGCUUUCACGACGAGAAGUCCUUCGGUUGUUCGUGUAAAGCGAGAUCUUUUUGGCCCCGUGGAUAAGGAGGAAACAAACAAAAUUUUCAAGCGCGAGCUCGAGGUUCAAAAUGAACUAUCUUGCCAAAAAUGGGGUUUCAAUUUUCGCACCGGCCAACCCCUUGCCAAACACGACCGGUUCCAGUGGGAGCGCGUAGAGGACACUUCAGCACCGGCCUGUUUCACCGGAACAACACUAAUACGAGCGGCUCAUGUUGUGCCAAACACGACACCGACAACCUCCGAAAAUCUACUGGAUCAGCGAGCCGAAAGGGAAAAUAUUCUUACAUUUAGCACGGUAACCUCUUCCGAUAGUCCCACUGGCUCAGAUUCGGAAACCGACGGUUGUGAGACGAUUCGAACGUACCCGCUGGUGUUGCGUAGUGACAUGAUAACGACAUUCAAUGCCACCUCCACUGCGACAAUCACUACCACCAUCAACACCAGAACCAGCAGCAGUUCGUCACGCUCAACCAUGGCACAACGGCAAAAACGAAUGACAGAUUUUCUCAAGGAACGCAAGCGCCCCUCUACCGGUUCCGCAAAAGAUUCGCUAGCCAAGAAGGUCCGUCUUAUGGUGUCACCUGCUGUAAAUAACACACCUGAGUCGCAGUCGAGCCCGGCCUCGCAGUAAAAUACUAACCUUAGCUUCCGUGGCGGUGGCGUAAAAGAGGAAAACGUGAGGGCAGCACAACAGAAAUUUAAUUUUAUUCCAAAUUUUAUACAAAUUCAGGCAGUAGAAAAAUGUUGGAGCAUAUUUUUCUACUAGAGAAGUAAAUGGAAGAUUUUUAGUAUUUCCUACAAAAAUAGAAAUAUUAGAGCAAUCUGUAGCUCUAAGCGUACGAUGAACAAUGCCAUCUUACACUAAACUGAUAAUUUAGGUGUAGUGCGUAGAAGUUAGAUCGUAAACCAAUUAAAAAUUUUAGCACAGAAUAGUUUGCGUUCGAAACGUGAAGAAGAAGGAACUGAAAGCAUUGCUUGUCUUUGAAAGGGUUGUAAGUGACUAUUGCAGGAUCAUUGCAGUGACCAAAAUAAUUUGUGACUCCCUUUCAAAUAUGGUUAUGCGAAUCCAGUCGAUAAAAUUUUCGAUUUCGGAGAGCAAUUGUAAAUAUAUUUUUGUAAGCUGUUGUAAAACAAAUCAUUACCUGUAAGUAAACGUGUAGGGUUUUCUUGUGCGAUGUUUACUGUCUCUCCGAGGAGCACAUUUCUGAAAUGUCAAAUACGAGGUAUGCUCAACGGAGAUGAGUAAAUCAACAGAUCGAUCUCCUAUUUUGUUUUAACAUGUUGGAAGCUGUGACUCAAAGGACGGUAAACGAGUUCAAUAUUCCACCAUUAUCAAAAUGAUAAUGCUGCAUUGUUGGACUCAAAAAUACUAUCUGCGUUGAAUCGAUGGGUUUCAGCUUCGAACAGUCUAUUUCAAACUAUAAGCUAUCUAUCUCUCUUACCCUUAUCCAACUAGAUGAAAGCACCGACAAAUGCUUCCCGAUCAAAGCAUCAAUUUCACCACUGGAGCGGGAACGAUCUCAAAAUAAUCUUUGUUGCAAUAUUUUACUCGCGGACACAACUGCAAUACUAUUUUUGAGUGCAAUACUCCAGACCGCUCGAGUGGUGAGAGUGCUUACUGUGGAGGGAGGUAUUUAUCAAGCUUUAACCGCUUCUAUUGUACAAAUUAGAAUAGUUAACGAGGUUCCAUGCAAUAUUAGAAAAAUGCAAGCGGACCUGCCAUUGUGCCAACAUACCAGAAAGUGGAGAUAAAUUUUGCUCCACAUAGAGUCGUUAGCGAAUUAGAGUUAAUAAAGCCCUUCAAAGUAAAAAGCCAAGCUGUGGAUAUCGACCUUCGAGUUUUUUCCUCGAACGGAUCGAAUCUAAAAUUAAACUGUCAUCAUUCAUUAGCACGCAUCGUUUGCGUGAACCGUACUAACUAUAGAACUAAUAUAUGCACAAAACCAUUCAUUUGUAUUUCAAAUGCUUUAUUUAUUCAGACAAUGAUUGCGAAUCUUACUAUUUUUCAAACUCUUGCGUAUUGACUAUAUAAGAGCCCUGAACAAAUUUGUAUUGUUGAUGAGUUUCCUAUGGACGAUGGGAAAAACUGUGGGCCUCAAUGGACAGAAAAAGGUAAAAAAUACAGCAGAAUCCAUACAAAUAAGCACUAUUCCAGCUCCGAAAAUUUCACAUUUAAAUUUACUCCGAAUCACUCAUAUCUCAAAAUCCAUACUCGUUUAGUUAUAAGAAAAUAAAAUUGUUUUGGAUUGAUUUAUACAAAUUUGAUGAACAACUCGGUAAUUGAAUAUGAUAAAUAAAAUUGAUUGAAACAAUAAAACAUUUUUUCAAGCCAA
Malaya genurostris is the source of this 3015-nucleotide messenger RNA. It is a transcript of the gene dap, whose product is annotated as cyclin-dependent kinase inhibitor 1C. Gene Ontology annotation, molecular function: cyclin-dependent protein serine/threonine kinase inhibitor activity. Bases 555 to 1313 code for a protein of 252 amino acids. Lineage: Eukaryota; Metazoa; Arthropoda; Insecta; Diptera; Culicidae. Gene Ontology annotation, biological process: regulation of cell cycle. The record is from RefSeq and is a predicted model, not a curated record. Gene Ontology annotation, cellular component: nucleus. The transcript is spliced from 3 exons.